This is a messenger RNA of Rhopilema esculentum, 3652 nucleotides long. Its product is annotated as F-box/WD repeat-containing protein 11. The record is from RefSeq and is a predicted model, not a curated record. NCBI's taxonomy places the organism in Eukaryota, Metazoa, Cnidaria, Scyphozoa, Rhizostomeae, Rhizostomatidae. Gene Ontology annotation, molecular function: protein dimerization activity.
AGACACAAUGUUUGGCUUCAAGAGUGAACGGGGAAUGGCCGAAGGUGUUAUGCGAAAACGGAUGUGGCUAGGCUUUCGUUAAGUAUUGUCGCUCGAAAGUGCAGCGACUUCGAUUUUUUUCAUCAUUACAGAUGCAACUGCAUUAAUAAUAACGGGAGAUAGACUUUUAGUACCGACUCGCCGAGUUAUUGAAUGCGAACUCUUAACAAAUGGUGAAGGACCGUAGCAUGGAUGUGGACAUGACGCCUUCAAUCAUAGGAUCUGAAUCGAAAAAGAAGAAUGAAAGUCUAUCACGCUCAUCUUCUACCUCAAACUAUGAGCAAGAAAAAGACUUAUGCUUCACUUAUUUCAAUGGGUGGUCACAAGAAGAACAAGUUGAGUUUGCAGAACAAAUGUUAGGACGAAUGACCCACUAUCAACACGGACAGAUAAACGCCUUUUUGAAACCAAUGCUACAGAGAGACUUUAUUUCGGCACUUCCAGAACGUGGCUUAGACCAGGUUGCUGAAAAAGUUUUAUCAUACCUUGAUGCUGUAUCUCUACGAAAUGCAGAGCUUGUGUGUAAAGAAUGGUAUAGGGUAAUAUCAGAAGGAAUGCUGUGGAAAAAACUCAUACAAAGAAAGGUGAAAACUGAUCCAUUAUGGCAAGGACUUUCAGAAAGAAGAGGAUGGAGUCACUCACUUUGGAGAAGUAUCCCUGGCUAUGACCAUACACAUUAUAGAAGACUUUACCCAAGUAUUAUAAAAGAUAUUGAGUCCCUAGAAUUGAAUUGGAGAAGUGGAAAGCACAGUCUACAAAAAAUAGUUUGCAGAAGUGAAAAUAUAAAAGGUGUUUAUUGUUUGCAAUAUGAUGAACAAAAGAUUGUUAGUGGGCUUCGAGAUAAUACUAUAAAGAUAUGGGACAGAGAAUCACUGGAGUGUUCAAAAGUGUUGACAGGUCACACCGGGUCAGUUCUUUGUCUUCAGUAUGAUGAAAAGAUAAUAGUGACAGGAUCUAGUGAUGCAACUGUCAGGAUUUGGGAUGUGGACACAGGUGAGAUGGUAAAUACACUGAUACACCAUUGCGAGGCCGUGCUUCACUUACGGUUUCAAGAUGGCGUCAUGGUCACUUGCUCAAAGGACCGAUCGAUUGCCGUAUGGGACCUGACGUCACCAAGUAAAAUCACCCUUCGUCGUGUUCUUGUCGGGCAUCGUGCUGCAGUUAAUGUUGUCGACUUUGAUGACAAAUACAUUGUAUCUGCAUCGGGGGACAGAACAAUAAAGGUAUGGAAUACCAGCACGUGUGAGUUUGUUCGCACACUGAACGGCCACAGACGCGGCAUCGCAUGUCUCCAAUACAGAGACCGUCUUGUUGUUAGUGGUUCCUCUGAUUACACCAUCAGACUCUGGGACAUCGAGUGUGGCACAUGUCUGCAAGUUCUCGAGGGCCACGAAGAGCUAGUGAGAUGCAUCAGAUUUGACAACAAGCGCAUCGUAAGUGGGGCGUAUGAUGGUAAAAUCAAAAUAUGGGACCUACAGGCUGCUCUUGACCGGAGAAAACCAGUCUCAUCAUUAUGCAUCAAAACGUUGGAGGAACACAAAGGUCGGGUGUUCCGGUUGCAGUUUGACGAUUUCCAGAUUGUAAGCAGUUCCCAUGAUGACACUAUCCUUGUGUGGGACUUCCUCUCUCUUCCAAACGAGCCUGCAAAAGCGGGUGCUAAUGACUCGUCGAGGACUUACACGUAUGCAAGUAGCGGCCGUAGUCUGAAUAUAUAAAUUUAUGUAUAUAAAUAUAUACAUGGGUUGUUAACGGGAACAUAGACUUGGAUCUGAAACGAGAUCAGCAGAAGUGCUUAAAAGAUACUGGUUAUCACUUUUUACCUAUCGUAAACUUUGAGACUUUGGCCUCAGUUACCAAUAAACUAGGCGUAAGCGCGGGCCUACACAAUCCUUGUCAAAUUGAAUAACUGCACCUCGACAAAAUCUGAUUAUUUGCCCUGAAUUUUAACUGUGCUGUGGUUUGAUUAGAAUACGUUGCAUUAACGCUAUUGUACGGGAGGAGGCGCAGGAAAAUGGAAAUGGCAUUUUGACUUGGUAUUGAAGCCUAGUUGCUGCAUCUAUAGGAUAACCCAUUACUUCGCUUGUACUCUGAAGGCAGUGCAUAGUUUCAGUUUAAAUCUGAGCAACAAACUCUCUUGUUUAAAACGUUGUUAAACGAUCUUUAACCUCCUUUGUUUAUUUCUAACCUACAGUCUGUUUUUGACGAGGCUUUAGCUAUAAUAAGAUUUUUUAAAUUUUCCGUGAUAGACAACCAUUUAAGUUGUAACUUCCUCCAUUAAUUCUGAAUUUGGACAACAAAGUGCUAUCUUCUCUCAAAGCUCAAGUUUGUUUCCAAGAUCUUUAGAGCUCUUAGCACAGGCAACUGAAGAACAACUGGAAAAAACAUUUUCCUCAUAAAAGAUUCUUUGAAUAGGAUCAUUUUUGCACAGGAUUAUGGUUAUCUAUACGUUGCUACCGUAUGACGUAGCUCUAAAUAUGAGAAUGUGGUCGCCCCAUUCUUUUUUGCUGGUAUUGAUAAACAAGCAGAAAUUGAAAUUGCAUUUAGAAGAUACCGACUACUGCUGUGUAAGAUGUUUUAUUGCCUCAUGAAUGGCGCAUUUAUUUUUCUUGUAGUAUUUAUGGCGUGUUUACCGAUUGCUACUGGGAGUUAAAACUUGACUAAACCUGUGUUUUCAUAAAAUGUAGGGUUAUGUCCUGUUUCUUCGCUACCUUUUUGUAUUUUCUUUAUGCAAUACUUGAUGCAACCUAUCCAUAGAGGAAUUGCUACCCCCCCCCCCCCCCGAAAGCCCCUGCUGAGAGUUUAUCGAAUGGGUCAUCCUGUUAUUGCAGUCAGAGAAUGUGCAUUUAAGUGAACCAUUACAGUUUUUGCUAUUUUCCUAUAAGAGCUUCGAUGGUGUGUUGUUUAGACUGAUUUCACUUGUUCGUUUGAAUAGCAAAAUUUUUGAACAAUAGAAUAGCCGUUUCCCUACUCUUUUGUUAAGAAUGUGACCUUCUUGUCUCGCGAAUGUUUUCGACUCAGUGGCGGACACUUGGGGGGGCGAGGGGGGGCGACCGCCCCACCAAUACUUUAGAGAACAAUGGACUUUUGUUCUAAAACAAUGGGAAAUGUGACGUCAUCUUAUUAAAACAAUAGGCUUGCCCCCCCCCCAAUAUUUGACCAAGUGUCCGCCACUGUUUCGACUACUGAGGUACAAUGCACAGCCAACAAGUUUAGGAUGUCUGGUAUUUUCCCGGCCACCCAGUUCUCCCCGUCAACCCUGCAAGCCCACCAGCCUACUUUGAAAGCAGUCGUUUGGGUUUAAAGUACUGUACUGGUUAGAAACCCUUCACAAAUACUUACCGUGCUUCGAUUCGUGCUGUACCUUCUUCUAAAAAACUGGUAUCUCGUUGGCUUUUAAUGCGGUACUACACAAACUAGCCUCUCUAACUUCAACUGGCCUGCACGGUAGUAUAGUUGUAAUCUAGUAGCUUAGAAUUUUGUAGAUUCUACGUUGGUACCGAUGGCGUAGGUGAAAAUAUCUCGAAUGUAUUGUUAAUUGAGUUACUUACAGACGUAAUUUUUGGUCCCUUUAUGACCUUGUAGGUAAAGCUUUACAUCUCUUUAGGAAAGAUAA